Molecule: messenger RNA, 1153 nt
Organism: Pseudopodoces humilis (Tibetan ground-tit)
Lineage: Eukaryota; Metazoa; Chordata; Aves; Passeriformes; Paridae
Gene: CCDC34
Product: coiled-coil domain containing 34
Source: RefSeq, a predicted model, not a curated record
CGCCGCCGGUGGCCCCGCCAUGAGCGGGAGCGGCCGCCUCAGCCCGCCGCCUGCUGGGGGCCAGCAGCCCCUCAGCCCCUCCCGAGGCUCGCCGCUCUCCCUCGCGUCCCGCUCCAGCUCCCCGGGCUGGGAGGAGGAGGAGGAGCGGGAGGCGGCCUCCCGGAGCCCGCCGGGCCAUAGAACAGCUGAACACUCUGAAAUUGCAAGGAGGAGAGAAGUGUCACCUUUGAAAGAUAAUCUUUCACCAUGGGAAGAAUGGUUCAUUAGCAAAGAGAAAGAGCUGCGUGCCCGCUUACGAGCUAGAGCUGCAGAGGAAAUGAAUAAACAGCUUGCGAAAAUGAAGCAAAAUGAAGAAUAUGAAAGAAGAAAAAGGAUGGCUGAAGAGAAACACAAGGAAUGGGUCCAAAAGAAAAGAGAAGAGGAAAGAAGAGAAAGGAAACGAAAGCUGACCAAAGAAAUGGCAGAAAAAGCCACAAGGGAACUAGAAAAAUUGCGGUUACAAGAAAAGGCUGACAUAAAGUACAAAGAAUGGUUAAAGAAGAAGAUAGCUGAAGAUGCAGAAAAGAAGAAAAAAGAGAAAGAAAAAGAAAAAGAACGGGAGGCUGAGCUACAAGAGAAGAAAACAAGAUCAGAGAAAAUCUUUAAGGAAUGGCUGCAAAAUGCUAGAAAUAAACCACAGCCUGCUUUAAAUGGUUAUGGUUUCCCACAUGGGAAUUCUAAAGGGAGUGCUGAUAGAACUUUGUAUCCAGCUCCAGCAUAUUGUAACCCCAUUCCUUGGAAACCGGUACACGUGCCUCUCCCAAAGGAAGAGAGUGUUCUUACCACAAAGAAGAGUAAGAGACCUGUGUCUUGUCAACCACAUUCAUCUUUACCAACGGUGAUUUCCAAGCCCAAGAGUAGCCCUUGUAAUGGAUCCCUGUGCAGAAAGAAGUCAUAGUCCAGAAAAAAUGUUGUUGCAAUCUUGAACAAACUGGGCCAUAAAUGUGAAGUUCUAUGUAGUUAUGUGUCCAAAGCAGAUUGCUUUGUGCCUUUCUUUUUUUUAUUUUUCCCAUUUUUGUGAGCAGGUUUUGUGUUUACUUCUAGUUGACCAAUCAGGCUUUUAAUGUUUUUUCUAUAUUGCAUUUUAUUAAAAAAAAAAAAGGAAAAGAUAAAU